GGGGACACACACACACACACACACACAGAGGGAGAGAGAGUAGAAACUGUUAAAACGUGUGAUCGCCCUUGCUAGUCUCAGCAUCGCUCAGUUUCUGAAGGAGGCUGCAGCUCAGGAUCUCCACUGGCAGCGAUCACCAGAUAUGAUCACUUCCCAGUCAACACAUCUCACUCUCAUGCUGGGAUCUUUUAAUCUGUCUGCAUGGAUGAUAACAGCGCAACGCAUAUUCAUGGAUUUCUCAUACCACAACUAAUCUGACUCAAACCCGGGAUUGGCUGGGAAAAAAGACAAGAGAAAAGGGGGGACUCCAAGUGGUUUCCAGCGGGUUUUGGUUUUUUGUGAAGGUCUGUGGAAGCUGCAGUUCAGCUGCCUUGGACAUGGGACCUUGCGUCAGCCGGGAGGGAUCCGGUGCCGGAGGAAGAGCAGCUUCCUGAAGGAGGAAAAGCCCGAGUGCUGGAGUUUUUUUAUUUUUGUUUUUUGCUACCGGGGAGGGGGAGCUGUGGCUUUUACGCGCCGGAAUGAUGCGUCCCAACCGCGGCUUCAUCCUGCUCCUCCUCAACGGAACCGCAUGUUUGGUGGCCCUGGGUCAAGAAGACGAUUCCUCCGCCCCCAAGAGCUCUUCAGACGACUCUUCCAAGACGGUGGGGCUCCUGAGCGGGCAGCCUCCGCUCUCGCCUCUGAGCCGCUGGAUGCUUCACAGUAAGAGCCGGGCAGCUAAUGCCACCUCUCUGGAGCUGCCCUACCGCUCCCCAGUCCCUUUCUCCAAGCAGGAGUUUUCUAAACAGGAGUUCUGGGAGAUGUUGGGUAGUGACCAGCUCAAACCCGACGCCUCCAGCUCCAGGGUCAAACGACGGCCCAUCGUUAAGACCGGCAAGUUCAAGAAGAUGUUUGGCUGGGGAGAUUUCUAUUCCAACAUCAAGACGGUCAGGCUUAACCUGCUGAUCACUGGCAAGAUUGUGGACCACGGUAACGGUACGUUCAGCGUCUACUUUCGCCACAACUCCACAGGUCAGGGCAACAUCUCAGUGAGCCUGGUGCCACCCGUGAAGGCGGUGGAGUUUGAUCUGGAGCGCCAGAGCGUGGUCUACCCCAAGGACUCAAAGAUCUUCAACUGCCGCGUAGACUAUGAGAAGGUGGAUCGCAGCAAGCGCACCUCACUGUGCAACUAUGACCCGUCCAAGACCUGCUUCCAGGAGCAGAUUCAGAGCCACGUGUCCUGGAUUUGCUCCAAGCCUUUCAAGGUCAUCUGUAUCUACAUUUCUUUCUACAGUACGGACUACCGCCUGGUCCAGAAGGUGUGCCCGGACUACAACUACCAUAACGAGAUGCCCUACCUGCCCUCGGGCUAG
Molecule: messenger RNA, 1349 nt
Organism: Scatophagus argus
Lineage: Eukaryota; Metazoa; Chordata; Actinopteri; Scatophagidae
Product: neurexophilin-1
Exons: 2
Coding region: 519-1349 (276 amino acids)
Molecular function (GO): signaling receptor binding
Source: RefSeq, a predicted model, not a curated record